Molecule: messenger RNA, 7166 nt
Organism: Phyllopteryx taeniolatus (common seadragon)
Lineage: Eukaryota; Metazoa; Chordata; Actinopteri; Syngnathiformes; Syngnathidae
Gene: agpat5
Product: 1-acylglycerol-3-phosphate O-acyltransferase 5 (lysophosphatidic acid acyltransferase, epsilon)
Exons: 8
Coding region: 541-1638 (365 amino acids)
Cellular component (GO): endomembrane system; mitochondrion
Molecular function (GO): acyltransferase activity
Source: RefSeq, a predicted model, not a curated record
GUGUAUGACAUUUGGUGCCAGAAGGAAGCUAGGUCAAAACAGCUAACCGAUAAGAGGGAACAACUAGUUUAUAUUAAGAUAUUUUAUUAUUAUUAUUAUUACCCCCUCGUAACCGCUAAACUAACACCUGGACUAGCUUUUCUACCCGUUUACGCUACCACGUUGUAAUGCUGCGUUUUAUCUGAAAACUAGUUUUCUUACUAGAGUUUGUACAGUAGGCUAACGGUUAAAACUAACCUGUACAGUAGAGCCACUCGUGCUCUGGGGUGUCCUUUUAGUUCUAUAACUUAAAACAUAUAGCUUUAGAUCAUUUAUUCUGUUUUGUAUGCCGGCAUGGGUAAAUAGUUGUUGCCGGCUCGGCUAAGAGAGUCAUGUACACAAGGUUAAAGCUAGCUUUAGCCUGCUCCUCACUCGAUUUCCUUUCUAAUGCUGAUUGAUGCAGGCAGGUGUGCUUUAAUAAGCAGGCCAGAGGCAAAGUGGAGUGAAACAUUAGGGAAGUUUUUGUUUCUCUGUGUGUUAAGUGAGUUGUGAGGUGGCAACAUGCUGCUCUCUCUCGUCGUGCACACGUACUCGCUGCGGUACUGGUUUCCGGCCACCGUCAUGCUGGGGACCGCUCCGGCUUACCUGCUCUCGUGGGGGGCCUGGCGCUUCCUUUCCACUCUUUUACCUGCCAGACUUUACCACACGUUAGACGACAGGCUGUACUGCAUCUACCAGAGCAUGGUCCUCUUCUUCUUCGAGAACUACACUGGAGUGGAGAUCAUCAUAUAUGGAGAUAUACCAAAAAACAAAGAGAAUGUAAUCUAUCUGUCCAAUCAUCAGUGUACAGUGGACUGGAUCAUUGCUGACAUGUUGGCGAUAAGACAGAGUGCCCUUGGACACGUCAGAUAUGUUCUUAAAGAUGGACUCAAGUGGCUUCCACUCUACGGAUGGUAUUUCUCUCAGCAUGGGGGGAUCUAUGUAAAACGAAGUGCCAGGUUUAACGAAGAGGCUAUGAAGAAGAAGCUUGUCUCUCAGAAUCAGUCAGGAGCACCAAUGUACCUCGUCAUCUUCCCGGAAGGAACACGCUAUAAUCCCGAGCUCAAGAAUGUUAUCGCCGACAGUCAGGCCUUUGCUACUAAAGAAGGGCUGGCUGUUCUGAGACACACACUAACGCCCCGAAUGAAAGCAUCUCACGUUGCCCUUGAGACCAUGAGCGGCCACUUGGAUGCAGUGUAUGACAUCACGGUGGCCUACCAGGGAACACUCGGUGCCGACCACCAAAGAAAACCAGCGCCUUCAAUGCCGGAAUUCCUGUGCAAAGAAUGUCCAAGAGUCCACAUCCACUUUGAGCGCGUGGAUGUCAAGGAAAUUCCUCUCGAGCCGCUCUUCUUCCGCAGGUGGCUGCACGAGCGCUUUGAAAUCAAGGACCGGCUGCUGGCGGAUUUCUACGAGCGUGACAACGGAGGCAAACUAUGCAGCUUCCCUGGGGAGGGUAGACGUUCCCCCCUGGGGCUCUCCAAAACCCUCCCGGCCGUGCUCGUCUUGGGGGGCCUGACGCUGCCUCUGCUGCUGACCGACACCGGCAGGAAGAUGUACUGGAGAAUCUGGGUGUACGGGACUCUUCUAGGUUGGCUUUGGGUCAAUACGCUUCCUUAACACACGCCUGACGAUGUGCAAAAGCGAUGCCAUGUUUCAGUAUUCCCACACAGGUUGUGUUCCAGAAGCAGUGCUGUGGUACAUACAGUACAAAUACGCAGUCGGUGCGCACGUCCACACCACACACGGCUCACUGUGCUGAAGCCAUGCAAAUAAUUAUUCGUGUUGUGGUACUUUUUGUUUCCUGGAAUUAUCAGGCUUUGGGGAAACAACAGUGGAUUUGUUCAAAAGAAAUUGUAUGAAAUUCCUCAGUCAAGCUAAAAAUAGUCUCAUAACCAACCCACCACCUCCCCUACCCACUUCGCUCUCAUCAGCCAAAUGUGUAUCCUUGCAUGCUCCUUAUUGUUCUAGCAGACAUUGGCCAAUUUCUACCCUUCUUUGGUAGGCAAACUGAAGUCAUUCUUCUAACUGAUAUGAUUCAUGUAGUUCAUGAAAUGUGUUUCAGUAUUCUAUAUGCAAAUUGCCACGUUGCUCAUUGUGCACUUCUGCUGCUCUUUUCGUUGACCAUCCUGUCACUACAGUGGAACCUUUAAAGUCCAACACCAUCUGCUCCUUGACACUGGUCGACCUACAAGAUGUUGUAAUUUCCAAACAAUUAUUGCCCUUAUAGGAAUAAAUGUGAGGAGAGUUUCUUCGUUCAAGACUCGCCAUCAUCAAACUUUUAACCAUACAGCCAAUGUAUUAAGUAAGAUUUUACCCUUCUUUGUUGUCAUAUGUAUAUAAAUAAGCAGAAGUAUAUAGAACUACUAUAUAAUAACAGGGGAAAAAAAUGAAAACAACACAUGCUUUGAAAAAUGGAGUGCAAAUAGGUUGUAUAAUAAGUAUUUAUAUAAUCUGCUCUGUUAAAUUAAUUAGUCUUAGUACUUAGUACUUGGCUUCCUACCACACUCCUUAAAAUGCAUGUUAGGGUCACUGACGACUCUAAACUGUCCAUAUUUGUCAAUGUGACUGGAUGAUUGUCUAUACGUGUCCUGCGAUCGACUGGCGACCAGUCGAGGGUUUACCCUGCCUCUGACUCCGAAGCCAGCUGUGAUAGGUUCCAGCUCACCCUUGACUCUAAUGAGGAUAGGUGCUAUACAAAAUGGAUGGAUGGAUGGAUAUUGGACUUGGUAAGCUAGACACUUUCCUAUGUUGCUCAAAGUCAAGUUUAUUUGUAUAGCACUUAAUCACAAAAGAGUCUCAAAGGGGUUCACAAGCCCAAAGUUGGCAGUGAACGAUGACGUCACCUAAUCUAAAUCUCCCGAGCCUUGUCAUGUUUAUGAACAUGCUCACUCUUUGCCAUUGCUGGUACCCUUCUGUGGCGGCAUCACCCAAAAAUCCUUAUGGAGCUAAUAUUUGAGAUGGUGAAGUUGCACAAAAAUUUCACACCACAUAUUUUCCGGAACAUUUUGUUAAACUCCAAAUUUUUUGACGUUUGGGACGUUCUACUUUUGGGUUCCACUGUACAUUCAAAUGACUUGGUGUGCAACGAAUGCAACAUAAUUGUAAUUUGCGACUGCGGAGGGUUUUAGCCCCCUACCCUGCUGCACCUUUUGCCAUAUAUAUAUAUAUAUAUAUAUAUAUAUAUAUAUAUAUAUUAUGUUGUUUAAAAACUUGAAGAUGACAAGUAAAAAGCAUCAUGAGAAAAUAAAUCUUGUGAAUGCUUGCCAGCACUUAAAUUGUUCCACUAUAGCAGAGUUGCAGAACCUUAGGCCAGUGGGUCAUAUACAAACCCUGAGAACAUCUGGCCCACCAUGCAAAAAAAAAUAAAAAAAUUAAAUAUUCAAAGCUACCUAGCCCUGUGUGGAAAAAGUAAUUGCCCCCCCACCUCACCUCUUGUUAAAUCAUGAAUUAACUGUGGUUCAUCACAUUUUUGGGAAAGCUGAAUUCAUUCACACUGAUGACUGAUUACAUUCAGUCCUGUUCAAGAAAUCCAUCCAUCCAUUUUUCUAACCGCUUUUAAAUAGAACCUGUCUCACAAAAUGAAUUUGGCCAAAAGAUCGCAAAAAGCUGCAGUAAAAUGCUACGAUCCAAAGAAUUUAAAGAACAAAUGAGAAAUACAUUUACAUUGAUCAGUCUGGAAAGGGUUACAAAGCCAUUUCUUAAGCUUUAGAAUUCCAGCGAACCAAGGUGAGAACCAUUAUCCUCGAAUAGAGAAAACAUGGAACAGGGGUAAACCUUCCCAUGAGUGGCCGCCUGACAAAAAUUACCCCAAGAGCACAUCGACGACUCAUCCAGGCGGUCACAAAGGAACCCCAGAUAACAUCUAAAGAAGUGCAAGCCUCCCUUGCCUUACUUAAGAUCAAUGUUCAUGACUCAACAAUAAGGAAAAGACUAGAUAAAAAUGUCAUCCAUGGUAGAGUUCCAAGGUGAAAACCACUGCUGAUAAAUAAAAAAAGCACAUAAAGGCUCACCUUAUUUUGCAAAAAAAAAAAAAAAAAACCUGAAUAAUUCCCAAGACUUUUGGGAGAAAAUUCAAUGAACUGAUGAAAUGAACGAACUUUUUGGAAACUCUGUUUCGUUACAUCUAACGUAAAUGUCACACAGCAUUUCAGAAAGAGAACAUCGUACCGACAGUCAAACAUGGUGGUGGUAGUGUGAUGGUCUGGGCUGCUUGUGACUUAAGACCCUGGACAACUUGCUGCGAUUGAUGGAAACAUACAAUAUAUUCAGCUCUUUACCAGAAAAUCCUGAAGGAAAUGUUCGCCCAUCAGUGUGCGACCUCAAGCUGAAGCACACUUGGAUUCUGCAUCAGGACAAUGAUCCAAAACACAACUUCCUACUUCAGAAUGGCUUAUUUAAAAAAAAAAAAAGUUUUGUAGUGGCCUAGUCAAAGUCGCAUGACCUUAAAACGUUCAUGCUCGAAAUCUCUUCAGUGUUGCUGAAUUAUAACGUCUGCAAGGAAGGGUGUGCCAAAAUACAUCCGUAGAGAUGUGAAAGACUCAUUGUCAGUUACAGAAAACACUUGAUUUUGGUUGUUGCUGCUGAGAAUGGUUUUAGGGGCAAUUAUCACACAGAGCAAGGUAGCGUUGAAUAUUUUUUUCCCCCCAUUAAUAAAUCACUAUUUAAUAGCUCAACUUUAUGUUUACUUGGGUUAUCUUUGUCUGAUAUUUACAUUUUUUGAUGAUCUUAAACAUUAAAGUGGGGAAACAUUGCAAUAUACAGUGGGUAUUAAAAGUAUUCAGACCCCCUUAAAUUUUUUUGUUGGUUAUAUUGCUGCCAUUUGCUAAAACCAUUUAAGUAAAAAAAAAUUUCCUCAAUGUACACACAGCACCCCAUAUUGACAGUGGGGAAAAAAAACGGAAUGGUUGACAUUUUUGCAGAUUAAAGAAGAAAAACUGAAAUAUCACACAGCCGUAAGUAUUCAGACCCUUUGCUCAGUAUUUAGUUGAAGCACCCUUUUGAGCUAAUACAGCCAUGAGUCUUUUUGGGAAUGAUGCAACAAGUUUUUCACACCUGGAUUUGAGGAUCCUCUGCCAUUCCUCCUUGCAGAUCCUCUCCAGUUCUGUCAGGUUGGAUGCUGAAUGUUGAUGGACAGCCUUUUUCAGCUCUCUCCAGAGCUGCUCAAUUGGGUUUAAGACAGGGCUCUGGCUGAGCCAUUCAAGAACAGUCACGUAGUUGUUCUGAAGCCACUCCUUUGUUAUUUUAGCUGUGUGCUUAGGGUCAUAGUCUUGUUGGAAGGCGAACCUUUGACCCAGUCUGAGGUCCCGAGCACUCUGGAGAAGGUUUUCGUCCAGAAUAUCCCUGUACUUGGCCGCAAUCAUCUUUCCUUCGAGUGCCUGGUUUUCGCCACACAUGCCACUUUGAAUUAAGGCCAACAAUUUCUAUCUUGCUCUCAUCAAACCAGAUAAUCUUAUUUCUCACAAUCUUGGAGUCCUUCAGGUGUUUUUUUUUUUUUUUUGCAAACUCCAUGCGGCUUUCAUGUGUCUUGCACUGAGGAGAGGCUUCAGGGCUGCAGUGAUGGUUGGUCGUUCUAGAACUUUCUCCCAUAUCCCAAAUGCAUCUCUGGAGCUCAGCCACAGUGAUCUUUGGGUUCUUCUUUACCUCUCUCACUAAGGCUCUUCUCUCCCAAUUGCUUAGUUUGGCUGGACGCCCAGCUCUAGGAAGGGUUCUGGUACUAAACGUCUUCCAUUUAAGGAUUAUGGAGGCCACUGUGCUCUUAGGAACCUUAAGUGCAGCAGAAUUUUUUUUGUAACCUUGGCCAGAUCUGUGCCUUGCCACAACUCUGUCUCUGAGCUCUUCAGGGAGUUCCUUUGACGACAUGAUUCUCAUUUGCUCUGCAAUGCACUGUGAGCUGUAAGGUCUUAUAUAGACAGGUGUGUGGCUUUCCUCAUCAAGUCCAACCAUUAUAAUCAAACACAGCUGGACCCCAAUGAAGGUGGAGAACCAUCUCAAGGAUGAUCAGAAGAUAUGGACAGCACCCAAGUUAAAUAUGAGUGUCACAGCAAAGGGUCUGAAUACUUAUAUGGCUGUGUGAUAUUUCAGUUUUUCUUUUUUAAUAAAUCUGCAAAAAUUUCAGCAAUUGUUUUUUUUCUCUCUCUCAAUAUGGGGUGCAGGUUGUGUACAUUAAUGAGGAAAAAAAAUAGCUUAAAUUAUUUUAGCAAAUGGUGGAAAUAUAACAGUGAAAAAUUUAAGGGGCUCUGAAUACUUUCCGUACCGUGUGUGUGUGUAUAAUAUCGAGAGAGUUUGAGAAGGGGGCUACUUUUUCACGCCACUGUUCAUAAAUUUAGCAUGGCCCUCAGAGGGCUUUAUAAAUGGUAGGAAAACAUGUUCCCCUUAGUAAAAUAUGGCUUUAAACUAAAAAAAAAAAAGUAAAUUGCUAAACUUGUCUUUGCCACAAUGUACUGUUUUACGUUAAGCAAUAAUUUAACGCCGCCAGCCCUGUUGGUAUGCCAUUUGUCAUGAAUCUGUAUUCAAUUUAUACUUUUAAAUGUUUUUGUUUCCAAGUUACUCCUCACAUAAGAUCUACCUUGCUUAAAGCAAAAAAGCCUACAAAGCCAUGCAAACCCAAAGCCAUUUGUAUUACAGUAUAUACAGUACACAGCUAACCACUGUCUGUGAAUAUUUUUUAUGUUCUACUGUACAUGUGCAUUCUUUCUCCAAAAGUCACUUUGCACAUUUACAGUCUCUGAGUUAGUCGGGAGUCUAUUUUAAGGUAAAUCUCAAAUUUUUACACCGCGCUGCAAUACCUCACUCAGUUCAGUCAUCUUCCUCGUUCUUAUAUGAUCUUUUUCAGAUAUUUUGUAAGAACGUUUAUCCUGUCAGGAAUUGUUUUCUCUAGACCGCAUUUAAAAAUGCCAACUCUUUGUGCAAACGUGUGCCUUCUCUUGGCGGAGCGGGUUCUUGUCCGUCACCCAGAGGACCUCAGUGAGUCUUUGCUGUGUCGACAUCACAGAGGCGUUCAGCGGCCCUCUGCGCUCACAGUCUACACUCAUAGUGGCUUAUUUUGCUCUGUAAUGUGAUACGAUUUGCAGGUUUUGAAUAUAUGCGGAUUGGAUGUGUUGUGGGUUUGGGUAUAUGAGUGAAAUAAAGUGUCCCCCCCCCUUGAA